CAGCAGCAACAGCAGCAACAGCGGCAGCAGCACCGGCAACAAACACCCCAGCAACACGAACGAUACGAAAAACAGCAACACCCCCAAGAUUACAACAGCAACAGCAAUAACAGUAACAACAACCACAACAAUAAUAUUAGUAGUAGCAACACCAACAAUACAAAAGAAAAGAAGUUGAUCAACUCAAAUUCCUCUUUGAAACGUGAUGAUGGCAGGCCUUUAGUCGGUGCUACGAAAGUGGAUCAACUUAUGCUAAUUAUACAAGCUAGGCAAAAGGGUGUUUGUGGAAACAUUGAGCAAUCCGAAGAUGGCAACAUAGACGAAGAAAACAUACUACCUAAUCCUAUUGAAUUGGUAGGUGGGGUUGAGAAAACUUCACUCAAAGGUGACAAGAGUCAUCAAUGCAAAUACUGCCAGAAAAAGUUCACUCAGUCCACACAUCUCGACGUCCAUCUUCGAUCACAUAUGGGUGUGAAGCCUUAUAAAUGCGAAUUUUGCGACAAGAGAUUUACCCAAGGUGGAAACCUAAGAACACACAUGAGGCUACACACGGGUGAGAAACCGUUCAAAUGCAACAUAUGUGAUAAACAGUUCAGCCGGAAAGGUAAUCUCCAGGCGCACCAUUUGACACACGACAAUAGCAAGCCCUUUAUUUGCAAGUUUGACGGGUGUAACAAAGGGUUCACGCAGUUGGGGAACUUGAAAGCACACCAAAACAGGUUCCAUUUAGAUACCAUCAAUGAACUGUUUAACAAGCUCGCUCAGUUGGGAGAGGGCAUUGGGUCCUACGACAGUCUGCCCAAAAGUGAGAAGGAUCUUCUAGAUUACUUUUCAAGCUUGUACAAGAACCUCAACAAAGGUAUUAAGGGACGUGGCAAGGCUCGC
Messenger RNA from Pichia membranifaciens NRRL Y-2026, 885 nucleotides. RefSeq lists its product as hypothetical. The record is from RefSeq and is a predicted model, not a curated record. Gene Ontology annotation, biological process: regulation of transcription by RNA polymerase II. Lineage: Eukaryota; Fungi; Ascomycota; Pichiomycetes; Pichiales; Pichiaceae. Gene Ontology annotation, molecular function: DNA-binding transcription factor activity, RNA polymerase II-specific; RNA polymerase II cis-regulatory region sequence-specific DNA binding. The transcript is spliced from 3 exons. Gene Ontology annotation, cellular component: transcription regulator complex; PcG protein complex. The annotation marks the transcript as partial.